GAACAGCCGGGACCGGUCACCGGGAACAGCCGGGACCGGUCACCGGGAUCAGCCGGGAUCAGCCGGGACCGGUCACCGGGAACAGCCGGGAACAGCCGGGAACAGCCGGGAUCGGCCACCGGGAACAGCCGGGAACAGCCGGGAACAGCCGGGACCGGUCACCGGGAUCAGCCGGGAACAGCCGGAAUCGGCCACCGGGAACAGCCGGUAUCAGCCGGGAACAGCCGGGACCGGUCACCGGGAUCAGCCGGGAGCGUCCCACGGCCCGGCCAGGGGCUCCGGAAAAGCUGCAGGAGACACCAAAAGGUGACACACGGGUGUCACACGGGUGUCACAUGUGUCACAGGGGUGUCACAUGUGUCACACGGGUGUCACAGAGGUGUCACAGAGGUGUCACACAGUUGUCACACAGUUGUCACACAGGUGUCACAGGGGUUUCACAGAGGUGUCACACGGGUGUCACAGGGGUGUCACACGGGUGUCACACAGUUGUCACAGAGGUGUCACAGGGGUGUCACAGGUGUCACACGGGUGUCACAGGGGUGUCACAGAGAUGUCACACGGGUGUCACAGGGGUGUCACAGGGGUGUCACAGGGGUGUCACAGAGAUGUCACAUGGGUGUCACACGGGUGUCACAGAGGUGUCACAGAGAUGUCACAUGGGUGUCACACGGGUGUCACAGGGGUGUCACAGGUGUCACACAGGUGUCACAGAGGUGUCACACGGGUGUCACACGGGUGUCACAGAGGUGUCACAGGGGUGUCACAGGGGUGUCACACAGGUGUCACAGGUGUCACAGAGGUGUCACACAGUUGUCACACAGGUGUCACACAGGUGUCACACAGGUGUCACACGGGUGUCACAGAGGUGUCACAGGGGUGUCACAGGGGUGUCACAGGGGUGUCACAGGUGUCACAGGUGUCACAGGGGUGUCACAGGGGUGUCACAGGGGUGUCACAGGGGUGUCACACGGGUGUCACACGGGUGUCACAGGGUGUCACAGGGGUGUCACACGGGUGUCACACGGGUGUCACACGGGUGUCACAGAGGUGUCACAGAGGUGUCACAGGGGUGUCACAGGGGUGUCACAGAGGUGUCACACGGGUGUCACAGGGGUGUCACAGGGGUGUCACAGAGGUGUCACAGGUGUCACACGGGUGUCACAGAGGUGUCACAGGUGUCACACGGGUGUCACAGAGGUGUCACAGGUGUCACAGGUGUCACACGGGUGUCACAGGGGUGAUUCUGCCCUGGGCUUUCCCGCCUGGGCUCUGCUCCAAGCCUUGUGAGGAAGCUGAGGACCCAAGAGAGCACCAAGAGAGCGGCAGGAAAGGAGCCAGGGAGGCAGGAGGGCUCCGGGAGCUGCCUCAGCUCGUGGAUGUCUUUAUUGGGAGUCGGAACGUGGCACAGGCAUGCGAACAGGACAGAGACAGGAGCGCUAUUGCCUCGGUGACAGAGAUAUGGCACAGCGGCAGCAGGAGCCUGACCCCCCAGGCCAGCCGGGAUCCCCAAACCUCGGUCUCCUAUUGCUUCCCAUCCCCAUCCCAGGCCCCGAGCGCCCCGUGCCCGUGGGAUCGGCGCCCGGAGAAGGGAUCCCAGUGGCCGUGUGGCGGUGCAGGGGUGGGAGAUGUCCCGGUGAGCGGCUGGAUCUCCACAGCUGGAGGUGAGGUGCAGCCAAAAGCGUGGGCGAGGCGAGGGGGCAGCCCAGGGGUGCUGGGGCAGCGUGGCCGUGGCAGGGCUGGCACCAGGAAGGGAAACGGGGCUGUCCCCAACCUCCCUCCCGACCCCACUGCUCCGAGGCACCUCUUGGGGGGACCCAGCUGCCAAACCCCCCCCAGCGAUGGAGCUGGAGCUUUGGGGAGAGAAAACUCCUUGGGAAGAGCUUCCCUGGGCUCUGGGGGGAGCAUCCCUGGGGAAUGCACAUCCCAGCCUCGGGAGAGCAUCCCUGGGGAAUGCACAUCCCAGCCUCGGGGGGAGCAUCCCUGGGCUCUGGGGGGAGCAUCCCUGGGGGAAUGCAUCCUUUAGCCUUAGGAAGAGCA
Molecule: messenger RNA, 2040 nt
Organism: Cyanistes caeruleus (blue tit)
Lineage: Eukaryota; Metazoa; Chordata; Aves; Passeriformes; Paridae
Source: RefSeq, a predicted model, not a curated record